Molecule: messenger RNA, 4673 nt
Organism: Notodromas monacha
Lineage: Eukaryota; Metazoa; Arthropoda; Ostracoda; Podocopida; Cyprididae
Source: the annotation of a GenBank genome assembly
AUGAAACCGCAGCUUUGUGACCCGGAAAGUUGGGGAAUUCACGCGAGGGGUUAUGACAGCCGGGUUUCUUCCGGCGCCGAAGCAUGGAGCAAUAGAGAGUCAGAAACGACGACGACGACGUCGUCGUCGUCGUGGGGCCUGUCGGUGUCGGAGGACCAGAACAGGGGCAAACCGAAUUGGGAGCAUUUGCAGGACGAUUUGCAUGUUUUGCUGACGGCAGAGGACACUGAGGAUCGUGCCAAACUGAAAUUGCAGAGAGCAGUUGACGAAAUAAAGCGACUACUUGUGCCAUCGUCAUUCAUUCACUUAUUCAAUUCGUCACCGUCUUGUAUACGUCUCCUUAUUCGUGUGGUCGUCGUCUUCGUCGUCGUCUUCGUCUUCUUCUCGACGACCUUGUUUGUUAUUAUUAUUAUUAUUUGUAACGCGUUUCGCAAAUGCCCGUCUUUUCCUUCCUGGUCGUCUUCGUCACUCGGCACGUUCGUGUUGAACGCGACGGGGAUUCCGUUGCGAUUGGAUUUCCGUCGUCGAGUGUCGCGUAACUCAUUCAUUCACUUAUUCAAUUCGUCACCGUCUUGUAUACGUCUCCUUAUUCGUGUGGUCGUCGUCUUCGUCGUCUUCUUCUCGACGACCUUGUUUGUUAUUAUUAUUAUUAUUUGUAACGCGUUUCGCAAAUGCCCGUCUUUUCCUUCCUGGUCGUCUUCGUCACUCGGCACGUUCGUGUUGAACGCGACGGGGAUUCCGUUGCGAUUGGAUUUCCGUCGUCGAGUGUCGCAAUUAUCGAACGAACGAAAAAAAAAAGGACUCUCGACGCGGAAAUCAGUAACGUUGAACUCGGGGCCGGAAGGAAGUGGCUCAAUGGAUCAACGGGUCACUUCCGAAAAGAAAGACGUUAGCGUGGAUUUGUGGAGUAAUAAGAUGGUGAAUUCGUGUUACCCCCAUCCAAGCGUCCCUAAAUCAAACGUGGGCCACCAACUGAGCCAGCAGCAGACUGACCAACCCCCGCAAGAAAAUAAAUCUCGAUCUCUUCUCCAUCUGGCCCAAAGAUGGACUUGGUUCGUUACCACGGAGAACCUCGCUGAUGGAGAGGACGAGCUGAAAAAGCGACAGCUGAUGGAACUGGCCAUCAUCAACGGCACUUACCGAGACUCGAGCAUGAAGAACUCGGCUGGUGAGUUGUGGUGUAAUCACAUCGCUGCCUCGUUGCAAGCCUCGCUUAAAAAUUGCCACCAGGAUGACAUCUACGGUGGGUUCUUUGCUGGCGACCUCCCGCGGCUCAUGGGCCCGCUGGCCGCCGCCGGACUCACGUCUGCAGUCGCCGCCGCCUCACAGCUCCGCCAACAGGCGACCCCUCUCGGCGCCCCGCUCAUCCUGUCCCCCCGUCUUCCGCCAGGCGUGCAGCCGCACACGGGCCUGUUGAACGGGUCGGCGGGCGGGAACCCGCUGCUGCAGGGCGGCCCCGGCGCCCACGACACCGCCUCGCUCAUGUUUGCGCCCUACUCGGACGCCUACGCCUACACUGCGUUGGCGCAGCCGCUGUUUGCCGAGUACAACGCAGCCGCCGCUGCCGCCGCCGCCGCCACUGCCGACCACACUGGUGGGUUGUUCGCACGAUGAUUUCGCCUGGGGGAGAUCAUUCGAUCGCUUGCUUAUAAAAAAAAAAAAUCAAGACCCUGUUUUUUUGUAUAAAAGAAAAAGAUGCGGGGAAAGAACAGGCAGAAAAUGAAAAUCAGCGGGAAAAUAUGUGUUGUCAAGGCGGCGAAAACUUUCGUGGAGAUUUCCCUCGGAACCCGACAUUCAAACCCCUCCCCCAAUAAAAAAAGUUUUAUCAAGAGAAUAUUCGAUAAAAAAUAAAAAAAUAAAUUUCUAAAAGAUCUUGAGACGAACGAAGAAUUUGCCUGUGGAGGCAGAAAAUCUGGGUAAAAUAAGUAGCAGAAGCAGGCUGAAAUAAUUUUCAUUUUUCCGUAUAGUUUUUCGAGUUUUGUUGAAAUACAGUAUCUCUCAAAAUUGUGGCAGGUGGAGAAAACUGAAGAAUACCACCAAGUUUGUACCAAUAAUUUUCAGAGUUUUCUGACGUUGAAAUAGGAUAAAAUAACUCCCACUUUUCCAUAUGCUUUUUUGAGUUUUGAUGAAAUACUUCUCAAAUUUUUGGCGAAAGGGGAAAACGGAAGCAUGCAACACAUUUUUUACCAGUAUCUUUUUUUUUUGGAGUUUUCUGUAUAAUGUAAUGGAAAAUGAUCCAUCUACCCACUGCAGUAAAAGGAAUAGCAGCAACUUCAAACUUUCUUGAAAGUCUUGUCGGAUUCGUUUGAAAUCUCCACAGAGUAUUCUUUCGUCCGAAGUCUCCGGUUUUUUUGCUCUCGUCCUAAAGAGAAAGUUUUCCUUUGGUUGUUUUUAUUUUGUACGCGGUAUCAAACGGAAAAGUUUUUGGGUGAUUUCGAUUCAGAAAUAGAAAAGAAAACCCGAAAGCAGCUACAAUAUUACAUGGAACAGCUUCCUUGAUAUAUUUCAAUUUAUUCCUGCGCCAUUGCAUUCAAAGGAAUGAUCAUGUUGCUUUUUAAAUUCGAGUUGACGCAUAUGAUUUCCUGGGCCUUCUUUUUUUAUCGUUUCCAAAUGAUGGGAUACAUGAAAGGAAGAGUGUCGUGUUGCUUUUUUUGUUGUUGUAAAUUUAAGCAUUUUCUUGUGAAGUUCAGCAGCCUUUUUUUGAAAGCGAUUUGGAGUUGAGCGAAUUUUUUAGCUUUCGUGGUGGUUACUUCUUCGUGCGUGAGGAAAAAUCGCAUUUCUUGCCCGGAAUCCGUGUUCAAAGAGAAAGAAAUGAAGAGUUGUUCGAUGCCAUAACAAGAGCGAUAAUUCUCAGAAGAAAACAAGAAAGAAAUAUGAAUUUCUUCCUUUGCCAGUCGAAUUCCUGCUUGAAAAGAAAAAGAAGUUUUUACCGCGAUCAUUGGUGCUACGGAAAUCGAAUAGUCGAAUUUUUUUGAGAGAGAGUGAGAGAGAGAUAUAUACAAUGCAUUUGCCGGAAUUCAGAGGCAGCUUACGAGAAAAAUCCAGAAAGAGGAAGGAAGAAAUUUAAAAAAAGUACAGGGUUAAAAAACGUGAGGCAAAAAUUUCGGUUUUUUUCCCCUCGUCUUUGCGACGGUGUGACUACUGCUAUUCGUAGCUGCAUUUUUAUUCUCCGUGAUGAGUUGUUGCUUUUUUUUUGUUUUUGAGGAAAAAGACAAAAAGAAAUCGAGCCAGAGAAGCUCGCGUGAGGAGAGAAAUUUUCUAUGGCAAAAAAAGGUAUAUUCGUUUUCGCUUUCUCCGCAAAAAAAAUAUAUAUUUGCCCGAUUAUCAAAGAAAAAGGGUCGAGGCUUUUUUUUGUUUGGUUUUUGCAAGGUGUUCGCAUAUUCGAUGUAUUUUUGCAUGAAAAAAGUGGGAAGUUUUUUGUUUUUUGUGGAGCUGAAGAUGAAAGACGUUCUCGUUCUUCAGUCUUUGUUUCUCCGCCCGCGACUUUAGCCAAACUUUUUUUAUUUUAUGAGUGGGGGAGGGAAUUUAAAGAAGAGAUAGAAAAAAAGAUCGGAACCAGUUUUUCGUGUGAUAUAAUUUUGCGGCAGAUCUUCGCUUUUUUAUUUAAAAAAAAAAGUUGCUGGUUCUCCUCCCCCCACUUGUCUUUUAUAUUUCCUCCCUCGUGUUUUGAAAGGUUCGUGUCGUCGUCUUCAUUCAUUGAGGGGUUUUUUCCCUCUCAUCCUGUAACCUUAUUAAUUUUCCGAUCGCAGAUCUUUUUUUUUCUCUCGCGUUUUGUGGAGACAAUUUUUUGGUUGUACAUGUGCGUGUGAGGGACAGUUUUUAUUUGUCAAUCGGAAUUCGAAGUGCCAUUUCGGAAUUGGGUUUUGCCUUGAAGUUGCCAUUGUACCGCGUAGUGCCAUUUUUUUGAUUUUGUUCUUCAUCCGGGUCUAACGAUGCUAAUGCUGUUCUCGUUUGUGAUCGUCGAUGCUUCGGAGAAUUCUCUCGAAUGACUGAUGAAGAAAUUCACGCUAAUUUUUCUUCCGUCUUCUCGAGUGAAGAAUUCUCCUGAGGGAUCGGCAUCGCAAAUGAAAGAAACAUAAUUGAGGGUAAAAAAGGAAAAAGAAAGCUAGUGAGACACCUUUUUUUUUAUUUUCACUGAGCUGAAUCGACCGUGGUGCUAUUGCUGUGUAUGCGGGGGGAAGGUUUUAAAGGAUCAACGGAAGCGAGUGCUUUGUUUUUUUGUAUCGCGGAUGUUUCGAGUGGUGUUUUUUUUUUUUUUUUUUUCGUGUGUUGCUGGUGUGGGCCAGCGGUUUUUUUUUCUGUUGUGGAGAAGUUUUUUUUUUUUUAUGGGGGGAAACAAUUCCUUUCGUUUUUUUGUGGGAAAAAGUAUAAGAUUUUCGGAAUUUUGCGCAGGAAACGGAGGCAAAGUUCCGCGCCGAGGGAUCGCCGAUUUUACGCAAAAGCGGGGUCAUCCGUACGCUGACCCGAGGACUGGCAGCAUAGCCUAAAGAAAAAGAGAAAAAAAGACCUGGUGCAAAACGAAGAAGAAGAAGAAAUGAGUAAAAAAAAAGAGGAGCAUUGGAUGGAAUCGGAAAAAAGGACGACGAAGAAAGCAGCAGAAAGAACGAGAUUCCGAGAAGAGACACGGCCGGUGUACUUGUACAUUUCAGCGGCAGAGCGGAUGUGGAUAUGAG